GGGAACUACCAUUGCAGCUGGGCCUCCGAUAAGAUUAGCGAAAAACAUGAGCUAUGUUUGGCAAUAUAAAACAGUGUCCAUGGCACGAUCCUCACAGUUUGUUUUUGUUUCCCACAACCACAACAAAUUUACAACAUGGUGACCUUUGAGGAGAUCGUUGAGAAGGCCAAGUCCUUGAAAAACCCCCCCACCAAGGAGGAUUUCCUGGAGUUCUAUGGCUAUUACAAGCAGGCCACAGUGGGCGACUGCAACAUUGAGGAGCCCGAGGAUGAGGAGAAGAAGGCUCGCUACAACGCCUGGAAGAGCAAGGCCGGUCUGACCAUUGACGAUGCCAAGGCAUACUACAUCGAGGUAUACAAGAAGUACGUCGCCCAGUCCGAAUAAGCUGUGGGGCUGUAGACCCAUUAAUUUGUUACCUUUUAUACCAAAUUUCCCUCUCCCAUUGGAUGCAUCUGAAUCACAGUUGAAAACUUAUGUAUUUAUUGUAAUGUAAUUUUGUAAUAAGCCAAACAAACACCCAUGCAUUUAAAUUAGA
Messenger RNA from Drosophila guanche, 535 nucleotides. It is a transcript of the gene Acbp6, whose product is annotated as acyl-CoA-binding protein. The coding region runs from base 136 to 384 and encodes 82 amino acids. Gene Ontology annotation, biological process: fatty acid metabolic process. Lineage: Eukaryota; Metazoa; Arthropoda; Insecta; Diptera; Drosophilidae. The transcript is spliced from 2 exons. Gene Ontology annotation, molecular function: long-chain fatty acyl-CoA binding. The record is from RefSeq and is a predicted model, not a curated record.